UGCAGCUGUGCAGCUCUCUGCCUGCACAAUGUGGUCAGGACCUCUUAGACUGGGUCAAAUGGUCGUAGACUUAUGGAUGACUUGGCGCUGGAACGUUACUUUGAUGACUCCAUUGCAAAUGACUCCAGCUGCCCGCUGGAGGAAGAACUUGCCCACCAAGCUGCUCCUCAGCAGGUACCGAGUCCCAGCCCUCCCCAGCUGCCAGAGACCUCUGGACCAGGUGGGAAGGUACGAGACGUUCUGGACUUCAGCUUUCUACCUGACGAGCUCAACCCUCAGGAUGAUCGAAGCAGCAAAACAGCUGCGGCAGCAGAAAGCCAGGCUGCAGCUCUGGAUGUUUCACAUGACAGCGGUAUUGUGCAGGAUUCCUCUGCAGCCAAUCUCCAGCAGGAUGUACUUUCCUUAGGACUGGGAAGAGGAGCCUCCCCCUUCUGUCCAAUGACCCCAAUGACUCCAAUGACUCCUAUGACGCCUGUGACUGAGAAAUCAGGAAUCAUCCCACAAUUGCAAAACAUCGUUUCCACUGUGAACCUGGGAUGUCCUCUGGAUCUGAAGUUCAUUGCUUUGCAGGCCAGAAAUGCAGAAUACAAUCCAAAGCGUUUUGCAGCUGUGAUCAUGAGGAUCCGUGAGCCACGAACGACGGCACUUAUAUUCAGCUCAGGGAAGAUGGUGUGUACUGGAGCCAAGAGUGAGGAACAGUCACGGCUGGCAGCUCGGAAAUACGCUCGAGUGGUGCAGAAGCUUGGCUUUCCAGCUCGCUUCCUCGAUUUCAAGGUCCAGAACAUGGUGGCAAGCUGUGAUGUCUGUUUUCCCAUCAGACUCGAAGGCCUGGUUCUGACCCAUCAGCAGUUCAGCAGUUAUGAGCCGGAGUUGUUUCCUGGAUUGAUCUACCGGAUGGUGAAACCUCGGAUAGUUCUGCUCAUCUUUGUCUCUGGGAAGGUGGUUUUGACUGGAGCUAAAGAGCGAGCAGAGAUCUAUGAAGCCUUUGAGAACAUUUAUCCAAUCCUGAAAGGCUUUAGGAAGCAAUGAAGGGUUAGCGUUUGUGGCACAAACUUCCUCAUUCAAAAAAAUUAUUUUAUCAUUUACAUUUUGUCAACACCAAUGUUUUAUAUGUUAAAUAUGAAUGUUUGUCCAUAAAUGAGGUUUUGGAUAAAUAUGU
Messenger RNA from Nothobranchius furzeri (turquoise killifish), 1159 nucleotides. RefSeq names its product TATA box binding protein like 2 (gene tbpl2). Lineage: Eukaryota; Metazoa; Chordata; Actinopteri; Cyprinodontiformes; Nothobranchiidae. Gene Ontology annotation, biological process: DNA-templated transcription initiation. The record is from RefSeq and is a predicted model, not a curated record. Gene Ontology annotation, molecular function: DNA binding; RNA polymerase II general transcription initiation factor activity.